UACAGCUGCAACUGUUGCCGCUAGUGCUGAUGUUAAUAGGACUGGAAGAACUUCGUCUUCUUCUGCUACUUCCUCUGCUUCAGCUGGUGCUUCAACGGUGUCGUUUCUUUGUUUCUCUGCAAAUGUUGGACUCCGCAUUCGCAUUCUCGUCUCCUUAGCUUCAACAACCAUUCUGAUCUCUUCUCUCUUCCUUCGAUCUGUUUCUUGUUCUUCGCCUACAAAAGUUCAGUAGUUUAGUCUACACCCAGAAAAGAAGGCAAUCAAGCCUCUCACAUGGAGCAAUACGAAGUACUUGAGCAAAUUGGAAAGGGAGCCUUUGGUUCAGCACUUCUUGUGAGGCAUAAGCAUGAAAAGAAGAAGUAUGUGUUGAAAAAAAUCCGGCUUGCUCGCCAAACUGACAGGUCUCGAAGAUCCGCCCAUCAAGAGAUGGAACUCAUAUCUAAAAUGCGAAAUCCUUUUAUAGUAGAGUACAAAGAUUCUUGGGUGGAAAAGGGUUGCUACGUGUGCAUUAUAAUAGGAUAUUGUGAAGGAGGAGACAUAGCGGAAGCUAUAAAGAAAGCAAAUGGCAUGCUUUUCCCAGAAGAGAAGCUGUGUAAGUGGCUUGUUCAACUCCUAAUGGCCCUUGACUACUUGCACAUGAAUCACAUUCUGCAUCGUGAUGUUAAGUGUUCCAAUAUAUUCUUGACAAAAGAGCAAGGUAUACGUCUUGGUGAUUUUGGACUUGCGAAAAUUUUGACAUCAGAUGAGUUUGCUUCCUCUGUUGUGGGAACUCCCAGCUAUAUGUGUCCUGAGCUUCUUGCUGAUAUCCCGUAUGGUUCCAAGUCAGAUAUUUGGUCACUAGGAUGCUGUGUAUAUGAAAUGACUUCUCUUAAGCCUGCGUUUAAAGCUUUUGAUAUACAGGCACUGAUUAACAAGAUAAAUAAGUCGAUUGUGGCUCCUCUUCCAACUAAAUAUUCUGGUGCAUUUCGAGGUCUUGUUAAAAGCAUGUUGCGGAAAAACCCAGAACUUAGGCCUAGCGCAUCUGAGCUGCUCAGGCAUCCACACCUUCAGCCUUACGUACUUAAGAUUCACAAAAGACUCAAUAGUCCUAGGCACAAUGCAUUGCCAGUCCACUGGCCUGAAUCCAGUUAUGUGAAGAAAACCAGGUUUUCAGAGCCAAAAGAUAUUCCUCUUUCCAACUAUAGAGAGAAGCGACAUUCAUUCAGCAGUAAUAGGGCUUUGAAUCCAAGUGUGUCUGCUGCUGAUCUGGAUUCUGUGUGUUCUACUUCUACAAGAGGAUUGCAUGAUGAAAUAAGUUUUCAUUAUCGUGGAAGAGCUGAUUUAUCAGGUAAUAACAGCUGUGAAGAGACGGUUAUUUGUAGAACGGUUGGUUCAAAAACAUGUAGCGUUGUCAAAACACCAAGACAAACUCCAGCAAAAGCUUCUGUCGCUCCCAGGAGACGUGCUGAGCCUGUAAAGAAACGUGAAUCACUUCCUGUUUCAAGCACUCUGGCAAAGAAGUCCGUCAGUGUGACCCGCAGGGCCUCUUUGCCAUUGCCGGCAAAAACUACAACACCAGAGUCCCGUUACAGGCAUGAUCUCAAUAUUCUUCACGAUCUGAAGUCUCCAGACGUUUCUGUCAAUGCUCCUCGUAUUGACCGUAUAGCUGAAUUCCCCCUAUUACCUGAUGAGGAUCCCAUAUUUCAACUCCGUAGAACUUCAUCAACCUCUGCUCAAGGUUCUUCUAGCUCCCCGCAACGCAACGACCCUUCAAUCACAAAAGAUAAAUGUGUGGUCCAAUUUUGUGAAGAAACCCCUUCAAAGCCCCAUCUCACCGAGAUGUGGCAGGGAAUCGAGCAGAGCAUGUUUCUAGUACAAGAAGACGAAAGAAGCAACUUGUCCGAUCAAAAUGCUACUGCUGGUGCAUCAAGCCGCACCUCAUCAGACACGCGCCGCCACCGAUUUGACACCUCAUCGUAUCAGCAAAGGGCUGAGGCUCUGGAAGGUUUACUUGAAUUUAGUGCAAGAUUGCUGAUAGAUGAAAGGUAUGAUGAGCUGGGCGUGCUUCUGAAGCCAUUUGGGCCUGGAAAGGUCUCUCCUAGGGAGACUGCUAUAUGGUUGUCCAAGAGCUUCAAGGAGAAUACAAUCAAACAGGAGGACUAAUCUAAUCUACCAAGGAAUUGGAUGCCACAUUUUUUCUUUUAUAUCUGUAGUCAGUAACUCUUAGAGUGGCAAUGCAGAGCGGUUAGUCAAUAUAUAUACACUAUCAGGCAUUAUAGGUGCUGUGGGUGUUAGUGCCAUCCGAACUAUAGGAUCUAUCGUCUCAAUAUGCCCCGGCAGUUAUGGAGUCAAUAGAUGUUGUAUCAAAUUCUACUCUUUUCGCUCAGUUUCUCCCUGAUUGUCAAUCAUAU
Messenger RNA from Tripterygium wilfordii, 2390 nucleotides. RefSeq names its product serine/threonine-protein kinase Nek2-like. Bases 274 to 2142 code for a protein of 622 amino acids. The record is from RefSeq and is a predicted model, not a curated record. The transcript is spliced from 15 exons. Gene Ontology annotation, biological process: protein phosphorylation. Gene Ontology annotation, molecular function: ATP binding; protein kinase activity. NCBI's taxonomy places the organism in Eukaryota, Viridiplantae, Streptophyta, Magnoliopsida, Celastrales, Celastraceae.